Molecule: messenger RNA, 1131 nt
Organism: Eruca vesicaria subsp. sativa (arugula)
Lineage: Eukaryota; Viridiplantae; Streptophyta; Magnoliopsida; Brassicales; Brassicaceae
Source: the annotation of a GenBank genome assembly
AUGGCUAGCGUGAGAUCCACCUUCGAAGGGUUCGAGAGUGAGGCUGCUAGAGACGAAAUUCUCGACAAGUACGGAUCCAAGCCCCGAGCUAUAAUAUCUGUGGAGGGAUACGACACUUGUCUGCCUGAGGAUGAUAUCAAGACUGAAUUGAUUAAUCACUUCAAUUCAUGUGGCCAAGUCUUUAAUGUUAUUCUUCGCAAAGACCCUGAUAGCCCUAAUCUCGACAGACGUGCUUUGGUUAUUCUUUUUGGAGAUGGCGCAGAAGAGAAGGCCUUGGAACUUAAUGGAACUGACAUUGGUGGAUGGAAUGCUCUUGUUAAAGUUGAACCGGAGGAAGAAGAAGACGAGGAGGUAGAACGUUUUGAAUCCUCUCUGGCUGAUGAACUAUUGAAUGACCGCAGAUUUUGGUUUGGCGUUACCGUUGGGGGAUAUAACACUUGCCUCCCUGCAGAUGAAGUCAAGAGCGAUUUAGUAAAACUUUUCUCUUCCUGUGGAGAGAUCACCCAUGUUUAUGUCUGUACUCUCGAUAAGAUGACUAAUAUCUAUUUUCACGAAGAAGAAGGAGAAGCUAAGACCAGGAUUAUCGCAGUUUCUCAUUAUCUCUGUCGCAGAGAACUACGAAAACCCAACACCGAUCGAAACCAACCGAUCCUCCACCACCGAUCUUCCACCACCGAUCCUCCAUUAACGAUCCUUCGUCUUCUCCGUGAUAGUCGUUCUCGCCUUCUCAUCUUCUCCGUGACAUGCAAUUUAGAAGGAAGCUACAAACAAAAAGCGAUAUAUACAGUUUCGAAGCUGUCCAUGGCCAUGGCCUUUCAGAUAAUAGCUUCUUCACCAACGAUUACAAAAUCUCACCUUACCUCUUCUCCUCAUCUGCAAUCUUCUUACAAAGCUUCGAAACCUUAUCUCUACUCAUGCUUUUCUCUAUUGGGUUCUUCUUGUUUCUCUCCUUACAUUGGUUUAAAGCAUAUGGGCAUCUCAAUCUCGCCGAAAUCUUCAAAUCCAGAGAAGAAGAGAAGAUGUAGUAAGGGUAUGGUCAUUCGUGCAUCUCUAUUUGGCGUUAGAGCACCUGAGGCUUUGGUUAUUGGUGUUGUUGCUUUGCUUGUCUUUGGUCUUAAACUAUUCAGGUAG